CUUGGCUAAAAAAAAUAUAAGAAAACAGAGAAAAUAUGUAAUGUGUAAAGUGAAACACUUUACAGUGUACACAAGUUUCAAUGUGAAUUUUUUACUGUAAUACAUGUUGCUGCAGGUUAUUUGUUUAUUUUUAGUACUUUAAUGCACAAUGGAUCUGAACUUCCCCAUCUAUGGCUUCUGCUAGUCUCCAAAAUUCAUGGUUUUAGGGUAUUUUUCCUCUGCAUAUGAGUUUUUCCUGCAAAACCCAUUUCUGGCAUUUUACACUUCCUGUUCUUUGGAACCAACGUUUUUUUUUUCUGUUCUAAUGUUUUCGAUGGCUCUAGACAAUCAUGAAGCUUUGAUGAUGGGUUCUAUUUUAAUUUAGUGCACGCUUACAUCCUUACAGCUUUUUGGCUUAGGCAUUAUUGGGUUUUCAUUUCCGCUCUUUUCUCUCUCUUUUUUAAUAUAUGGGUCACUGUGAGUUUAAGCUUGGUAAUUAGUUGUGUAUGCAAAUGGGUCCUCCCUUCCUACUCCUCAGCCACUGUGUUGAGAUACUAUGAGAGUUCCUGUUAGGCAGUAUUGGCUUUUUGUUUGACAUAACAAGUUUUGGAAAUGUGUUUUUAUUACUAUCAAAAAGUAGAGCUCACAUUUUUCUGUACAGAGAGCGAUGAGGAAAUAUUUAAUGUGUCCUUUUGUAUUGGAUCAUGAAUGCAUUGGAGAGGAUUUAACUGGUAUUGCAAGCUUUGAUUAGGUUCUAACCAAAUGCAUGCUAGUUGUUUGAUAUCAGUUUUCAUAUAUAUGUAUAAGAGCAAGUGAUUUCUUGGGGGAAUGAAUCUUGGUCCAUUUUCUUUGGCUCUUGAUCUAAAGGUGGGUAUACAGGCUUAGGUUUCAAGAAAUAUAGGAUCUGGACCAUUUUGUUGUACUUGGGAUAUGCUUUUAUUCGCACUUACGAAUUAGACUCUCUUUUCCAAAUCGGGUUUUAGUGGUCGAGCAUUGUUCUGUAAGGAAAUAAUUAAGAAAGCUUUUGUUUAGAGAAUGAGAUCCAUAGAGGAAAAGGGGUGCUACAACCAUGGACCAAUUCAAGAGAUCUCAACUAGCAAUGGGAUAAGUUUUGAGUUUCAUAAAAGCAAUGGAGCUAACCGCACUUCUCAUCAUAGGACAGCCUUAGGCAAGCCAGCACCAUCCAAAUGGGAUGAUGCACAAAAAUGGCUUGUUGGGAUGUCAAGAGGGGGAGAUAAAAACCAAUCCAAGCCAAGAGACUCAAAUGCUGAUGAUAGGAGACUGAUAGCUCCAGUUCCACAGCAGGAACAAGACUAUCCAAGUGAUGAAGAUGAAGUUGAAGGAGAAGAGGCAAAUGGUUGCCCUGCUUCAGUGACAAAUCCUUAUGAAGUGGAAACUAAGAAGGUGGAUUGUGAUGAGUCCAUUUGGAGAAUCAAUAACCCAAUAGAGAAUUCUAUUGCAACUGCUCCUAGAUCAAUAUGUGUUAGGGAUAUGGGGACUGAGAUGACCCCAAUUGCCAGCCAAGAGCCUUCAAGAACAGCAACUCCUAUAAGAACUGGAACUCCAGUAGCAAGGAGCCCCAUAUCUUCUGGAUCCUCCACUCCCGUAAGGCAUCAGCAUGGACAGCAAGGCACUGAUCAGGGCUAUCCAGGAGGUUUAAGAUCUACUGAAAACAGAGGUGAGCCCAAUUCUGUUGCCAGAGGACACCAUGGAGAAGAACCUAACGGUUCUAAGAUGCCCGAGAACAAGGAUUUAAAUGAAGCAAGAAAUCUGAAUUCCUUGGAGACAAGAGCUAUGGCUUGGGAUGAGGCAGAGCGCGCCAAAUAUAUGGCAAGGUAUAAGCGUGAAGAGGUGAAGAUACAAGCCUGGGAAAAUCAUGAGAAGAGGAAAGCAGAAAUGGAAAUGAGGAAAAUGGAGGUGAAGGCUGAGAGAAUAAAAGCUCGUGCACAGGAAAAGCUGGCGAGCAAACUCGCAGCAACAAAAAGAAUAGCUGAAGAGAAGAGAGCAAAUGCUGAAGCCAAAAUGAAUGAGAAAGCUGUAAGGACUGCUGAAAGGGCAGACUAUAUAAGGAGGACUGGCCACUUGCCCUCUUCCUUUUCCUUCAAGUUGCCUUCCCUUUGCUGGUAGAGAUGCUGUACUUUGUCUCCAUAUAACAUGUUCCGAUAAUCAUUCUUCUGUCACCUCUUUUCAUGACAUAUAUUUCUGUGAACUUUUGAACUCAGUUGAUAAGUUAAAUUAUAAAAGUGCUUUCCUGGGGUUCCUUUCA
Molecule: messenger RNA, 2245 nt
Organism: Hevea brasiliensis (rubber tree)
Lineage: Eukaryota; Viridiplantae; Streptophyta; Magnoliopsida; Malpighiales; Euphorbiaceae
Product: remorin 1.4
Exons: 3
Coding region: 1015-2106 (363 amino acids)
Source: RefSeq, a predicted model, not a curated record